This is a messenger RNA of Chrysoperla carnea, 1275 nucleotides long. RefSeq names its product polyadenylate-binding protein 2 (gene Pabp2). NCBI's taxonomy places the organism in Eukaryota, Metazoa, Arthropoda, Insecta, Neuroptera, Chrysopidae. The record is from RefSeq and is a predicted model, not a curated record. Bases 147 to 821 code for a protein of 224 amino acids. Gene Ontology annotation, molecular function: RNA binding. The transcript has 5 exons.
AAAAUACACAAAUAUUAAGUUGGCAAAAUUUUUUGUUUCCUGAAAUCUUUUUAGAAUUUGCCGGCAUUAUCUUGCUAUAUCUCAGCUUGCUUUGAAAAAAAACGUGUAGUUUUAUUAACUCAUUCAAGAUUCCGACCUUAAGGACAAUGGCUGAAAAUGAAGAAUUAGGGUUAAGUAAUGAGGAUCAGGAGUUAGAUGAAUCAAAUGGUAUGACGGAUCUCGAUACCCAGUUAUUAAAUGAUACGGAUGGAGAUGGUGUAACCACAGAUGACCCUGAAUUGGAAGCAAUAAAAGCUCGUGUACGAGAAAUGGAAGAAGAAGCAGAAAAAUUGAAACAACUUCAAUCAGAAGUUGAUAAACAAAUGAAUUUGGGUGAUCCACCUGGUUUAACUAGUCCAUUAAAUAUGUCUUUGGAAGAGAAAAUGGAGGUAGAUAAUCGAUCAAUAUAUGUGGGUAAUGUGGAUUACGGAGCAACUGCAGAAGAAUUAGAACAACAUUUUCAUGGUUGUGGAUCAAUAAAUCGUGUUACUAUUUUAUGUAAUAAAUAUGAUGGUCAUCCCAAAGGUUUUGCGUACAUUGAAUUUGGUGAACGAGAUUCGGUCCAAACUGCGAUGGCUAUGGAUGAAUCUUUGUUUAGGGGAAGACAAAUUAAGGUAAUGCCCAAGAGAACAAAUCGUCCAGGAAUGGCAAUGACAAAUCGUCCACCACGAGGACGUGGAUUUCGAGGCGCUGCAAGAGUGGUCCGCGGAGCUGCUUAUUACGGCUAUCGACCGAUGAGGAGACCUAGGAGUUACCGAAGAGGCUUUUAUUCUCCUUACUGACACCGGUAUUAAUUGCUUUAAGCUAUUUAUGGCGUGGCUGAAGAGUCAAUGUUGUGUUGAAUCCACGCUGACAGGUUUUUAUACCGUCACAUUUUUUUUAGAAAUUAAAAAAAAAAAAUCAAAAAAAAAGAAAAGAAAAAUACGAUAUUCAUCAGAAUCAACUAAAUUCCAAAACAUUCCCCAUAUUUAAUAAUAAUUUAGAUUUAUUAUUGUAAAUAGAGAAAUUAACAUUUUUAAAACUUUCAAACAAAAUAGUAUUACGUUCGUGAUGUUUUGGAGUUUUUGGACAAAAAAAAAAAGAUAAUUUCCUAUUUAUGUUUGAGGGGCUACAACUUUCAUAGAUCAAAACAAUCCUUUUUUGAAAAAAGAAAAAAAUGUGUAAAUAUCUCUUACCCAAAAAAAAAAUCGAAAAAACUUGUUAGUGAUCCUCAAACAGUUUUCAUCAUUUAGUUUU